AUGUCCACCACCCAGCUCCCCGCCUCCGAUGUCGACCGCUACGACUAUGUCAUUGUUGGCGGCGGCACCGCCGGCUGCGUCGUCGCCUCUCGUCUGGCUGAGUCCCUGCCUCAGAAGCGCGUCCUCCUAAUCGAGGCCGGUCCCAGUGACUUCAUGGACGACCGCGUGCUGGACCUGCGGAAAUGGCUGAACCUCCUCGGAGGCGAGCUCGACUACGACUACGGCACCACUGAACAGCCCAUGGGCAACUCUCACAUCCGCCACUCCCGCGCCAAGGUCCUGGGUGGUUGCUCGUCACACAACACCCUCAUCUCCUUCAGACCCUUCGAGUACGAUCUGAAGAUCUGGCAGUCUAUGGGCGCAAAGGGCUGGACCUUCCACGACUUCAUGCGCAUCAUGGACAAGCUGCGCAACACCGUCCAGCCCGUCCACGCCCGCCACCAGAACGAGCUCUGCCUCGACUGGGUUAACUCGUGCAGCUCCGCCCUCGACAUCCCCGUCCUCCACAACUUCAACAAGCACAUCACCCAGAACGGCGCCCUGAAGCAGGGAGUCGGCUUCUUCUCCAUCUCCUACAACCCCGACGACGGCCGCCGGUCCAGCGCCUCCGUCGCCUACAUCCACCCCUUCCUGCGCGGAGAGGAGAAGCGCCCCAACCUGACCGUCCUCACCAACGCCUGGGUCUCCAAGAUCAAUGUCCGCGGCGACACCGUCACCGGCGUCAACCUCACCCUCCAGGACGGCUCCAAGCGCACUGUCACCGCCCGCGCCGAGACCGUCCUCUGCGCCGGCGCCGUCGACACCCCGCGCCUCAUGCUCCUGUCUGGUAUCGGCCCCAAGCAGCAGCUCGUCGACCUCGGCAUCCCCGUCAUCCACGACCUGCCCGGCGUCGGAGAGAACCUCCAGGACCACCCCGAGUCCAUCAUCAUGUGGGAGCUCAAGAAGCCCGUACCCCCCAACCAGACCACCAUGGACUCGGACGCAGGCAUCUUCCUCCGCCGCGAGCCUCCCAACGCCGCCGCCAAGAAGACCUUCUUCAACCCCGACGGCAUCCCUGACGGCGACAUCGCCGACGUCAUGAUGCACUGCUACCAGAUCCCCUUUACCCUGAACACCGCCCGCCUCGGCUACGACGAGCCCAAGGACGGCUACGCCUUCUGCAUGACCCCCAACAUCCCCCGCCCCCGCUCCCGCGGCCGCCUCUACCUGACCUCGGCCGACCCCAGCGUCAAGCCCGCCCUCGACUUCCGCUACUUCACCGACGAAGAGGGCUACGACGCCGCCACCCUCGUCUACGGCAUGCGCGCUGCCCGCAAGGUCGCUGAGCAGGCCCCCUUCAAGGACUGGAUCGCACGCGAGGUCGCCCCCGGGCCCGCCGUCCAGACCGACGAGGAGCUCAGCCUCUACGCCCGCCGCGCCGCCCACACCGUCUACCACCCCGUCGGCACCACCAAGAUGGGCGACGUCCGCAAGGACCCGCUCGCCGUUGUCGACGAGCGUCUCAACGUCAAGGGCCUCAAGCGCGUCCGCAUCGUCGACGCCGGCAUCUUCCCUACCAUCCCCACCAUCAACCCCAUGCUGACCGUCCUGGGUGUCGCCGAGAAGGCCGCCGAGAUGAUCAUCGACGAGGCCCAGGAGACCGCCCGUCUGUAA
Messenger RNA from Colletotrichum graminicola M1.001, 1653 nucleotides. Its product is annotated as GMC oxidoreductase. Bases 1 to 1653 code for a protein of 550 amino acids. The record is from RefSeq and is a predicted model, not a curated record. NCBI's taxonomy places the organism in Eukaryota, Fungi, Ascomycota, Sordariomycetes, Glomerellales, Glomerellaceae. Gene Ontology annotation, molecular function: flavin adenine dinucleotide binding; oxidoreductase activity, acting on CH-OH group of donors. The transcript is spliced from 2 exons.